Diaporthe citri is the source of this 2073-nucleotide messenger RNA. RefSeq lists its product as uncharacterized. The transcript is spliced from 3 exons. The coding region runs from base 1 to 2073 and encodes 690 amino acids. Lineage: Eukaryota; Fungi; Ascomycota; Sordariomycetes; Diaporthales; Diaporthaceae. The record is from RefSeq and is a predicted model, not a curated record.
AUGGAGCGUCCGUCCACCCGCGACGGCUCUUCCACGCCGGCACCAACCACACCCUCCCCGUCCAAACGAGCCUCCACCUUUGCAGCAGACAGCAUGGCGCCCUUUGACCCCGUCUCCUCGGACCGCCUCAACAUGCAGAUGGGCUCAGAACACCGACUUUCAACCAACAGCCUCGGCUCCCCUGGAAAGAAGGGACACUCGCGCGACAGUUCGGUCAGUGAUAAGAUCAACCAGUUCAACACCCUCGCCUCCCAGAGCAAACACCUCGAGCGCAAGAACGCCGACGCUGCCCUGAAGCGCGCCGUGCUCGGUCGUGAGGAGGCAGAGGCCGAGGUGCGCAAGUACAGGGACGACGUGCACAAGCACAAGGAUGAAGUGCGCGCGCUGAAGAAGGAGAUAGAGGAGGGGAGGAAUAGAGAGAGGAAGGUCGGCGAGAGGCUGGAGACGGUCAUGGAGAACUAUGGUCGCACAAAGGAGACGCACGCCCACACACAAACACUGUGGGAAAAGGAGAUACGGCGGAUGCGCAAGGAGACAUUCAAGAGCCAGUCCGCCAUCGUCGACUUACAGGAGCAACUCAAUGCCGCCCGCGCUGCCCAGAAAUCCGCAGAAGCAUCUCUCCAGAGAGAAAAGGAGCGCAGCUCCGCCCGUGAGCAGGAGGCCUUCCAGGCCAGAUAUAAUCAGGUCGGCCUGCAGGAACAGCUCGAAAAGAUCCGCUCCGAGCUUGACCAAGCCCUCGAGCGUGUCAAGCUUGUCGAGCAGGAGCGCGAUGCUUUCAAGACCCUGGCCAAGACAGAAGAGGACGUGGCGAGGAUCGCCUCCGAGGGCAGGCUUCCGCUGCCACCAGCUAGUCAGGAGGACGAGGAGGACGAGUUUGCGAGCCCGAGGAAGUCCUACGACUCCCGUGCUGUGUCGCUUUCCCUGGUCGACGUCAAAUCCUCUGCUUCCAGCGAGAUGGAGAUUGAGGAACUCACACGGCUUUGGCAGUGGGAGAAGCAGCGUGCCGACCGUGCUGCCGACCAAGUCGAGUAUCUGGAGGCCGAAUGCAGCCUGCGAGCAUGCUCUUGCAUGAAGAAGCGACCCCGGUCCAGCAUGAUGGGCUUGCUUUCUCCAAAGCGUCAGAAGCGAGCUGCCGCCGAGCCUCUACCACCCCUGGCCGACCCGUCGGACCGAAUGAUUCUUAGUGAGAAAGCGACUGCUAUCCCUCCGCCAAGUGAGACAUCUGCUCAUGCCGUGAAGCAGCCAACAAAGAAGAAGAACAGCCAGAGCGGUGAUAGCGAGGAUAGAAGAGCGACCAUCUUCCUGCCUGAUUUGGGCACCUUUCGCACAGUGAGCAUGGAGGAGGCGGACGCCAUGGAGAGGGCUCAGGAGCAGGGGAAGAGAGACGAGCCUGUGCCGGCGGGUGUGGAGGCGGAUGACAAGCCCAUGGAAAACGCACCCCCCAACGUCGUCGAGCAGGAGCGGGCAUCACUUGUGUCUCUCCUGGAUGCCCCCCACCACCAGCAACAGCCAUCGCAGUUCAAGGUUCCUGCGAUACCAACCACGCCAAGCCUCAUGUCCGAGCAGGCCAAAGAAACUGCCCCGAGCAUCUUCCAACGAUUUGGAACCACCGCGCGAGCCGAGACUCGUCAGCCACAACCCCGUCGCUUGCCUCUCGGCUCCCAAGAUCCAAACGUCGAGAUUUCUACCGCCGCAACCAGCUUCAAGACAUCCUACGACUCCCGUCCACUCACCGCACAGUCUUUCUACACAUCUACCACGACCACGUCCGUCCCUCUGCGCGAGGAGAACUCGGACCCAAGCAUGGCUAAGAAGCUGCUCGCCUUGCAGAGAACCCCUUCGCGUGGCAAAGUUGACAACAACGAGAUACCGACCUGGGACGUCAAUAAUCCUGCCCUGACCCCCACGAUGACGAGGGAGCAGGCCCUGGCGAAGAUCAGGGAACGCCGGGGCAGAGCUAAGAGCGGUAAUGCAGGCACUGCGACGCCGUACAAGGGCAUGAUCAGGGGCGCGCGGGGCGACAGGAGGGACGUGAGCGCACCUGCGGGCCGGAAGGGGCGGAUCGGCUCAUGA